Sinocyclocheilus anshuiensis is the source of this 1503-nucleotide messenger RNA. RefSeq names its product cytoplasmic protein NCK1-like. Bases 210 to 1085 code for a protein of 291 amino acids. Lineage: Eukaryota; Metazoa; Chordata; Actinopteri; Cypriniformes; Cyprinidae. The transcript has 4 exons. Gene Ontology annotation, molecular function: receptor tyrosine kinase binding; signaling adaptor activity; ephrin receptor binding. Gene Ontology annotation, cellular component: cytoplasm. The record is from RefSeq and is a predicted model, not a curated record. Gene Ontology annotation, biological process: ephrin receptor signaling pathway; positive regulation of endoplasmic reticulum stress-induced intrinsic apoptotic signaling pathway; cell migration.
GUGUGAGAGAGGGGGGCUGCUCGCAGAGCUGGGAAUGAUAUGGCCAACCUUUUCAAACACUUCUUUCUGGACAAGACAGUGGGGCGUCGUGACUUGGCAGAGUGAAGCAGCGGAUCUUGGAGGACAAAAGAACAGUAGCAACAGGACAGAACACUUCAACAGAUGAGACUCCUUAUUUGCGGAUUGGGAAGGUGAAGCAGAAAGGCUGUAUGCGAGAUUUGCCCUCCAGCACAGAGAAAUAUGACUGCGAUGAGCGACUGUAUGACCUCAAUCUCCCCGCACUGGUGAAGUUCAACUACACCGCAGAGCGGGGCGAUGAACUCUCCUUGGUGAAGGGCACAAGGGUCAUCGUCAUGGAGAAGUGCAGUGACGGUUGGUGGCGAGGAACCUAUAAUGGCCUUUCUGGAUGGUUUCCCUCCAAUUAUGUCACAGAGGAUGUGGAUGGGACGAUGAGGGGCGACUCCAUGGGCUCUCUUAAAGACAGACUGACAUCUGUGGGGCACAAUAACAAUGGCUCUCAGGUUCUGGAGACUGUACAGGCACUUUAUCAUUUCAGCUCCGGCAAUGUCGAGGAGCUGAAUUUCAACAAGGAUGAACUUAUGGAUGUGUUGGAGAAACCUGAGAAUGAUCCUGAAUGGUGGAAGUGUAGAAAAGAAAAUGGGCAAGUGGGUUUAGUGCCCAAGAACUAUGUUACAGUUGUACAGAAAACACAUAGAGAACUGGGGAAUUCAGGACCACUUUCUUCAAACUAUGACAUUAAGCCUUCUAUGGACGGAAAGUUUGGAGGAAAACCAUGGUACUAUGGCAAACUGACACGGCAUCAGGCUGAGAUGGUAUUGAACCAGAUGGGAGUGGAUGGUGACUUCCUCAUCAGAGACAGCGAGUCUACGCCAAACGACUUCUCCAUCUCUCUGAAGGCAGUGUACAAGAACAAACAUUUCAAGGUGCAGCUAACCGAUGGAUUCUACUGCAUUGGUCAGCGCAAGUUCAGCUCCAUGGAGGAUUUGGUGGAACAUUACAAAAAGGCUCCCAUAUUUACCAGUGAACAUGGAGAUAAACUGUACCUGAUUAAAGCGUUAACCUGAGCCUAUUAAGAGUUACAGACUCUGUAACAUCUAACCCUGUUAUUCAUCAGCAACAAUAUGAAACUAUGUUGACUGUGCAUUAAGAUAGUGUGGAAACUCUUUUGAUUAAAUGUUUAAAUGUAAAUGUUAGUGUAUUUACAAUUACAUACAGUAAAAAUGUGUUUGCUUCAGCAUUGCUCCAAUUUAGGAUUUUCAACAUUUAAAUGCAAACUCAGGAUGAUAAGCUAUUUUUGUAAUUGUACAGCUGUUCCAGUGCAGCAGUCCAAAAAUAAUUUCCUCACUUGCCCUUAGUGUGUACUUUAUGCUCAUGCUAUAGGCUUAUUGUGAUUGUUCAGUUUUGAAGUGGUAAGAGUGUUAAAGGGGUGGUUGAUUGCGAUUUCACUUGUUUAACGUUAGUUAGUGUUUAAUGUUGCUGUUU